This is a messenger RNA of Antechinus flavipes (yellow-footed antechinus), 3589 nucleotides long. Its product is annotated as gastrula zinc finger protein XlCGF57.1-like. Lineage: Eukaryota; Metazoa; Chordata; Mammalia; Dasyuromorphia; Dasyuridae. The record is from RefSeq and is a predicted model, not a curated record. Gene Ontology annotation, biological process: regulation of cytokine production; negative regulation of transcription by RNA polymerase II; regulation of immune system process.
AACCCAAGGCGGAGAGUACGCAUGCGUCCUGGCCUCGCGCGGCCAGAGAGCAGCCUCCGCCGGGGCCGCGGGGGUCCUGGGAGCGUAAGGAGCCCCGCCUUCCCCGGACACAACCUGGCCAGCAUGGAGGAGAUGGAGGUGAGCACAGGCCAGAGCCGGACUGCAGGGCGCCAGGACUUGGUGACCUUCCGGGACGUGGCCGUGCACUUCAGCCGGGAGGAGUGGAGCCGCCUGGGCCCCGCCCAGAGGAGCCUCUACCGGGAGGUGAUGCUGGAGACCUUGGAGCACCUGGCCGCCCUGGGGCGUCCGGUUCUGAAAGCCGAGGUCAUCUCCCGACUGGAGCGAGGAGAAGCGCCCUGGACGCCGGAGGGACUGGGGCCCGGAGACCGAGGCCUGGGAUCCAUUUGUCAGGAACAGCAACAUGACAUCAAGGACUUACCUGUGCAUCGGGCCAUUUACCUGACAAAAUCCUCCCAGAAGAGACUGCAAAAGGAAAUGAUUCAUACUGGUGAGGAACCGUAUAAGUUUAAAGAAAUUGAGAAAGCCUUUAGUUAUUUGGGAAGUUCUAAUGAUUAUCAGAAAAUUCAUACUCCAAAGAAACUCCAUCUUUUUAAUGAAUCAGGGAAAACUUUUCUUCUACCUGAGAAAGCACAUGUUGGGAAAGAAUCCUUUAAUUCUAAUGAAUGUGAGAAAUCCUUUCAGUGGGAGUGUAAACUUGCUGCACAUCACAGAAUUUACACUGAACAGAAACUCUUUGAAUGUAGUGAAUGUGGGAAAAAUUUCAGCCAAAGGUCAUCCCUUAUUUCACACCAGAGAAUUCACACUGGCAAUAAACCCUUCGAGUGUAGCGAAUGUGGGAAAGCCUUCUACAACAAAUCUCAGCUUACUGUGCAUCACAGAAUUCAUACAGGAGAGAAACCCUUUGAAUGUAAGGAAUGUGGGAAGAACUUUAGCCUGAAGUCAUCCCUUAUUUCCCACCAGAGAAUCCAUACUGGAGAAAAGCCCUUUGAAUGUAAUGAAUGUGGAAAAAACUUUAGCCAGAGAUCAUCCCUUAUUUCCCACCAGAGAACCCAUACUGGAGAAAAGCCCUUUGAGUGUAAUGAAUGUGGGAAAAACUUUAGCCAAAGAUCAUCACUCACUUCUCAUCUGAGCAUUCAUACUGGAAAGAAAGCCUUUGCUUGCAACGAAUGUGGAAGAGCCUUCUAUGACAAAUCUCAGCUCAUUUUACACCAGAGAAUUCAUACUGGAGAGAAAACCUUUUUGUGUAAUGUAUGUGGGAAAGCCUUCUAUAGAAGGUCUCAACUUACUGAACAUCAGAGAAUUCAUACUGGUGAGAAACCCUUCGAGUGUAUUGAAUGUGGAAAAAAUUUCACUGUGAGGUCAUCACUUAUUCAGCACCAGAGAAUUCACACUGGAGAGAAACCCUUCGAGUGCACUGCAUGUGGGAAAGCCUUCUACAACAAGUCUCACUUUACUGAACAUCAGAGAAUUCACACCGGAGAGAAACCCUUUGAGUGUGCAGAAUGUGGGAAAAAUUUCAGCCUGAGGUCAUCACUUAUCUCACAUCAGAGAAUUCAUACUGGAGAGAAACCCUUUGAGUGUAGUGAAUGUGGAAAGAACUUUAACCAGAGGUCAUCACUUAUUAAACACCAGAGAACCCAUACUGGGGAGAAACCCUUCGAAUGUACCGAUUGUUGGAAAAACUUCAGUUGGAAGUCAUCCCUUAUUUCACAUCAGAGAAUUCAUACAGGAGAGAAGCCUUUUGAGUGUAAUGAAUGUGGGAAAGCCUACUACAACAGAUCUCAACUUACUGUACAUCAGAGGACUCAUAGUGGCAGAAAUCUUUUGAGUGUACAGAAUGUGGGAAAAACUUCAGUGAGAGGUCAUCCUUUAAUAAACAUCAGAAAAUACAUGCAGGAGAGAAACCCUGUGAGUACAACAAAUUUGGAAAUUCUAUCAUUUAUUGUACAUCAGACAAUUCAUUCUGGACAGGAACCCUUUGAGGGUAACUAAUGGGAAAUAUUUUACUACAAAUUUCAGCUUUGUGAACAUCAGAAAAUUCAGAGAAUUGUGCUACAGAGAAGUCCAUUCAAUAUAAUUAUGGAGAAAGCCUUCACUUGAAAAGACCACUUUAUUGAUCAUCAGAAUUCCUACUUGAGUAAAACUCUUUGAGUCUUACAAAUCUGGAAAACUUUAGCCAGAAGUCAUCACUUACCAAACAUGAGAAUGCCACGGAGUCAACUAAGUGAUCCAGUGGAGAGAGUUCUGCCCAUGCAGUCAGGAAUUCUGAAUUCAGAUUUAGUCUCAAGAUUCCCUAGCUGUGGGAUGCUGCACGAAUUAGUUAACCUUUUCAACAUCAGUUUCUUCAUCUGUAAAAUGGGGGAUUUGGACUUAGUGGCCUCUAGGUCUUUUCCAGCUCUAGUCUGUGAUCCUAGGAGGAAAUCCAUUUAUGUAAAGAAUGUAGAAAAGCUUUUCUACAAUGAAGAAAACUUACAAAACAGAAUUCAUACUGGAGGGUAAGCCCUUCCAGAAUGAAUAUGGGAAAGCCUUCGGAUACGGCUCAUGCUUGACUGUAUUAGAAAGCUCAUAUUUGAGAAAAAGAUAUUAAAACAACGCCAGAAAGGAUAUCUUACUGAUCAAUUCCAUUAAUACAAUUAAAUAUGAGAAAGCUUUUAGCACUAGUUAAACCUUUUCUGAGAAGGGGUCAAGAGAAUUGCUACAGAAUGGAAAGAAUAUGCAAUCAGAAUAGAAUCCACUUUAUUGCAAUGUAGAAGACAAGUCAGUGAAUGGCUUUAUUUUGUACCUCAUUAUCUCCCAUAGCUGUGUGUAACUAACAGAAAACACAUAAAAUGUUGAGCUCUCAACUGGUCAGCCCCUAGUUUUGGGGGUGAAUUAUAUGUCAGGGGAGGGAAUGCAAAGACUUUCAAAUCUACUUUGCCAUUGGACUUGGGAGUCCUGGGGAUGCUCCAUCUUUUGGUUGGCUUUGGAGAAGAACUGAGGGACGGGAAGCUCCCCAUAAGGCUUUGCCAUGACUACCCAUUGCACUUGAAGUAGAACCACAGUCUAAAGCGACACUACACAUGGCAAGAGAUGAGCAAUAUGGUUCCCCCUUCUCUCUGCCGUGGCAUUAUGGUGGAGCACUGUGCUGGACUUGGAGCCAAGAGGGUCUGGGGGCAGAUUCUGCCCCAGAAACCUCCGAGGGAUCUGCAAGUCAUACUCUGAGCCCCAGCGAGUGAGAGGUCCAACCUCAGUGACUUCUCGGGUACCUUCUGCCUCGAAAUCUCUGAUGGAUUCAUACUGAAGGUGACCUGCAAAAGUCUAACCCGCCAUUUGAUUAAGUGCUGAGCAAUAACAUUUUGUGGUAUUUGGGGAGAAAAGUACCUUCAUCUUCCUCUGGGCUUACCCCUUUGGUAUACUGACUGCCUCUACAUAGCAGCAAGUUACAUUAGUCAGUGCUCUUGGGGUGAUCUCUGCAGAAUCAGUAGCAAUUAGACAACUAUUAAAAAUGUUUUUUACAAAUAAAUUUAAGUAUUCAGAUGUAUGUAUAUAAGCACAUUUACAUUUCAUUAAAUUUUACUGAUGCCUUCUA